Messenger RNA from Symbiodinium sp. CCMP2456, 948 nucleotides. Lineage: Eukaryota; Dinophyceae; Suessiales; Symbiodiniaceae. The record is from the annotation of a GenBank genome assembly.
AUGCCAUGGCCAUCGGAAAAAAACAUUGGCUCGAUGGAACUGGCCGGUGAGAGCAUAGACACUUCCGACGUUAACGAAAAUGGCGACAGCGAAGCAGGCUUGAAGAGUCAUGAACCGGAGCCCUCCGACCUUUCAGAGUCGCAAAGCCACGAGCCGGCGAAACGAUCGUUCAGAUGCCGGAAGUUUUCAUGCUGCUGCAAUCCUUUUCGAUCGCUCGGAGGUCGCGUGCAGUUCCGAAAGUCAGCGCAUCCGAUCAACUUUUUGUUGUUCUUUUCAAUAACGCCGAACAGCGUGGCCGUGGUGAUGCCACUGCAAGGCAAAGUCGCAGAUGUGAUCGGUUUUCAAUUGAAGCCGUACUUGCAGGAUCGUUGCGCCGGCGGGAAAUCGGCACUGCACCGUUUUGGUGAGGUGGCCACAAUCUUGUUCAGCCUCCUCCUUUUGCUUCCCGUGCUCAGCUUCUUGGUUUGUGUGCUUAUCCCGUUGGAAUUGCCCCGAAAUGGGUUUUGGUGCAAUUGGACCUUCAAUAUCUUGGUUCAUCCUGUUCUCAACUAUGUUAUUGCUAGAGGCCAGAUUGAGGUAAUGGCUCGUGCAUUCGGCCAUGAUGACCGCAUCGGUAUUCGCUGGAUUGUUCGCUUAACACCACUGGCCAAUGUAAGUGUUUGCAUCUUGGCCCGCCUGAUCGCAUCCUUCGCCGACGUGUAUCCGAUUCCUGUCUCGCCGGUCACCGUCUGCUUUCCUGGUUGCUGGAUCUCCAUGGCGCCGUACUGGCGACUACUGCCGCGGGAGAUUCUCACACCGCAGGUCCGGAGUUUCGUGAAGUUCAACUUUGCCAACUGGGCUUUCUGGCUGUCCCGUGUUGUACAUGAUAAUGGCAUGCCUUCUUCGGUAUGUGCAGGGCAACCGGAUCUACUUCCUACAAUUCCGGCACCAGGGCUUCACAGAGUUUGA